AGCAUCAUGUCUUGUACAACAGUUAAUUUUGAACGUUCAAGACGACUGUAUCGAAGUGCUACCAUUUGCUGUCAAUACAAGUAAUAUUGGCAAAAUGUUGACAGAUUUACUGUUUUGAAUAUCGUAAAACAGUGUCAGUGUAGUUUAAUAUUUAAAACAAUAUAUUAACAAUUAUUUUAACAAAACUUGAAGAAACAUUUUAAGUGAGACUAAGUCUAAUUUACUGUAACAUAUAUGCACGUGUUUUUUUAUAUUGUGUUGGUUCGUGCAAUAUGAAAACGCUGAUUCGAGUAGUUUAUUGAGCAACGUUUGCGCUGCAAAGGUGUGAAUAGAAAGCAAGAUUAUGUGAGAUGUUUAAAAUACGAAAUGAAAUGAAAAGGAGAAAGUCGAAAGUGUGCAUCUUCAUAAUCAACUGUCUCGAAUGGAAGUUGCAGUAGCUUUUAAUUUUAUUACAAACAAUGUCAGUGAUAUUUUACUUCUAGAUUUGCCGUUCUAGAAAAUUGAAUUGUGUCGUCUAUUAGUGUUGGAAAGUUUGAGUAACAAAGCCUGAAAUGUACACAUUUUGGGGAAAGCAGAUACACUUUUUCAUUCUAUGAUUGUGAUUAAUGACCAAGGAUAUGAACCAACAAAAACGAGUUGAAUUGGGCAUUUUUCACCCACUUAUUCUGGUGACGCUGAUUCCAGUACUGACAACAAAUGGGUUUGGAUACGAUUCUGCUACAUCGUGCGACCCAAAUGCAUCACGGAAAGGGCGAGCGGCGCAUCUGCUUCAAGCCAUUCCUUGUGAUCUCAGCGUUCAGGCUUACUGUAAUCUACCAGGAUCGGCAUACCCUUGGCAUGCUGUUCGUCGAUUUGUGCAUGAAAAUCAAGGGCUUAUGCGCAGGAUGUAUGGUGAUGUCAGACACAUAUCUGUGUUGAAAGCAGAGAUAGAUAAUAAUGAAAUUGACAUGGAUGAUAUACACCGCACUGCCGAAAAAUAUUCCCGCAUGAAUGCCGGAAAGAAAGUGAAACUUUUACAUUCUCCAUACCAUGAAUAUGGUCGUGAGAAAAGUAAUGAUAUUAUUACAGAGCCUCAUUUUAGACCAACGCAAAAGACUACCACAGUUAAACCAGAUAAAAAAUUUUCGGAAACAACAAUAUCUCCACUAUCAACAACAUCAACAGCAACAACAACAACAACAACAACAACAACGACAACAACAGAAAGUGCCAAAUUCGUUCCAGUCAAAACUACUAGCAAACCAUCAUUUUUAAAUGUGACAUUGGAUAAUAUUAACACAGAUGCAACAGAAGCUUCGGUCAAGCAAAACAAAAGUAAAAUAACGAUGAAUACCGUCAAUGGGAGUUCAAUCGAUAUUGAAAAAUUAUCAACUAUUGCAAUCCUAGAAACAAACGAAACCUUACUGGGAAAUGUGUCAAUGAAGGAAUCAAGUAAAGGAGUGAAUAAAGUUUCAAAUCUUACAACUUAUGCAGAAUCCAACGAUACUACUGUGAACGACGACAGCGUGGUUGAAACUUCUACAGCUAAAUCAAAAGUAGAUGUGACUACCGAAGGAAUAGUUGAUUCUUCAAAAGAGAAUAUGAUUAUUACCGCUUCCGAACAGGUGAACAUGACGACAAAAGAAAAUGUAAAAAAUACGAAAAAUACAUCAAAACCGAUGGAAAGUCAACUUUUUCAAGACGUUGCACAAAAAGAGCAGCCUCUAGCAGGAGUUAAGGGAGUGAACGCAUGUCCAGUGAAGGAAGAAGUCGUAGCCCCGUUUUGGGCCAACAACACCAGAGGAGAAGUGCUGGCUUUAUUGAACCUUUAUCCAUUUGAACAGUACGUACACUGGGAGAAAUGUGCGUUUGAGUUCAAGCAGAUGUACUGCCGAGAAGGAUGUCGUUGUGAACAGCAGUACAGACUCCAUCGUCUACUAGCGUACGAUCCACAUAAUGAAUGUAGAGGCAUAUUCUCUGACUGGUUUAGAUUUCCUUCAUGUUGUAUAUGCAAGUGUUACGACAUUCCAUUUGAUUUUCGAGUAACAUCUAGAAGUCCGCGAACGAUAGUCAAAGAGUCCAUUCAAAUUGUAGAAGAUGAAUUACAAAACGCAAUAUAUGAUCAUGCCGCUGAUGAAUGGUAUCGACCAAAAAAUGACGUUACUUGACCUCUGUCA
Molecule: messenger RNA, 2156 nt
Organism: Ochlerotatus camptorhynchus
Lineage: Eukaryota; Metazoa; Arthropoda; Insecta; Diptera; Culicidae
Gene: spz4
Product: Spaetzle domain-containing protein 4
Exons: 3
Coding region: 606-2147 (513 amino acids)
Biological process (GO): innate immune response; central nervous system formation
Cellular component (GO): extracellular region
Molecular function (GO): Toll binding; growth factor activity
Source: RefSeq, a predicted model, not a curated record